ACAUCGACGAGCAGCAUACGUCCACAUCGCAACAGAACGCCAUAGCGGGCCCUUCAACGAUGUCCGAAAUCCCGCCUCUCUUUCUUCCACCUCCAGGUCCUCCACGACCUCCACCAUACUUCAGGAGCACAGACGACCUCUUGAAACGCUUCGAACUCCUCCCUGCGUACGACAAGUACGUUCGACCCUUUGCUCCACCGGUAGGCCAGCCGUGUGCCACCGACAAGGGGAAGGGCAAGGAGAUCUUUGGCAGGGAUGCACCAGCGUCGUCUCCAGCAGCACCCACGCCCGCGGCGGGCAACGAUGGAGAUGAUGAAGAUGGGACUAAAGGAGAGAAGAAGUUUAAGAACUAUAAGCAUUUGAUCAAGUCGGUCCCUGGCAAGCAUUCAAUGAAGAAGGACGACUUCCUCGAAACCUUGAUGGUAGUCCCACCAAAACAGAAGAACAAGAUUGAGGCGUUCAAUGCACACACACAACAAACGGCAUUCUCGAUGAGCUUAGAGGGUCUAAAAGGCUGGAAUAUCCAUGCUCUUGUCGCGGAAUCUUCACAAGCGCGGGAAGACAGGAAGAGAAGGAAAGAGCUCAAAAAACUCGCGAAAGCCGGUCAGGGCCUCGUGCAAUCUGCAGCUGCCGCAGGGCCCAAUACUCCCGCAGGCCUCCCGUCGACACCGGCGGGCGCGCCACCCCGAACUUCCACACCUCAGCCUGGUAUCCCUAAACCUCCUCUAAUGCAUCAGCAGCCGUCGCAGGCGCGCGGCCUCACGCCCGUCGGCAUCGGGACACCGCAAUCCGUCUCCACACCGGCGCCUCAAACAGCCACACCCGCUGCCCGAGGAGUCAAGCGGGAGAGGGAUGAUACGGGCCUUCAGAUGUCCGGUAAUACGCCCCAAGGCACGUACGGCCAAGACGGCGCAAAGUCCGAACUAAGAGGCACGAAGGCGGGAAACGCGGGAGUGCGUCCGCGGCCGAUCAAGAAGGCGCGCUUGGACGGCAAUGGUCAAGUCCAAAUGCCCAUCCAGCAACCAACGCCACACGCAUAGGUGCUGGACGAUAUCUCGCAAUCCUGACUACGAUUGCCGCCUAUGCCACCCUCAACGUUGUUCGCGCUACCCAUCUUCAUGAAUGGCGCCACGUGCCGCUGCAUCCUGAAGCAGGUGCUAUGCCGUUACACCGCGCCGACUUCAGAGGCGACAGCCAUCCCUUCAUCUCAUACGAUAUCGCAUCCCUGGGCCCAUAUCUUAUAACAAGCAUACGUCAUCCACGCAUCCAUGCAUUCAUCCAGUCAUCCAUUCACAUAUCCGCUCCCAUCCGCCAACACAUUCCACCAUCCUCGUGAUCCAGAUUUGAACUCACCAGCAUUCAAUAACAUCACGUUGUAGACGAUCUC
Molecule: messenger RNA, 1387 nt
Organism: Dichomitus squalens LYAD-421 SS1
Lineage: Eukaryota; Fungi; Basidiomycota; Agaricomycetes; Polyporales; Polyporaceae
Exons: 6
Coding region: 60-1040 (326 amino acids)
Source: RefSeq, a predicted model, not a curated record